AUGGUCGGAUUCAGUGCCAUUUUUGUCUUUUUCGUUUACUUGUAUCUGAGCAAAGUAUCAGAAUGUGAUUCUUUAUCGAGAAAUCGGUGUCCGACCAUAGAGCUGAAGAACGGUCGAGUAAGAUUGCGUGCGGGCGGACGGGUAGCGAGGAUUAGUUGCCUACCGCCGUUCAAACUGAUUCGUGGUUACGAGGAGGCGAAUUGUGUUCGAGGGCAAUGGGACACCGAGAAUCCGAUUUGCGCCAGAGAAGGUUGUCUUAUUCAAGAGGUUGUACCUCAUGGAAGAUUGGAUGUUCUCUAUGAAGGUGCUAAAUUAGAAGUGAAAUGUGAUCUUGGAUAUACUAUAGAUGGUCCAAGUUACGUUUAUUGUAAUGAAGAUUUGGAAUGGAAUGAAGAAUUAAAAGGAUGUAAAGAGCAUGAUCAAAUAUUUUUAUCCUGUGAUUUCGAAUCGUCUGAUGAAAGAUUUUGUGGGUGGAAAAACGAUAUUUUUAACGACAUUGAUUGGUUGGCCGAUAAAGUUGCAUUCAUUUUAUUUACUACCAGGCGUCACGUGUCGCCCGGAUCUACUCAGUAUUUUAAAAGUAAUUAUAUAUCUUUGGAUGCUGGAAAUUACGGUUCCACUACUACCGGACGAUUAUUAUCACCAGCAAUUCUCCCAGCUAGAAGUAAACAAAGGUGUUUGAUAUUUGCAUAUAAAGUAAUGUCAGGAAAUUCGAACGGUAUUCCUAUUCUAAAAGUCACUUUUGGUGGCAUACCUCACUGGGAAUCUCACGAAGGACAAGGAAGAGUUAUAAUUGGGUUGUAUAAAAUUAAUAUUUCAACUAGAAUCAUAAUUGAAGGGAAAAGUUGUAAAGCAGCCAUUGAUAAUAUAAUUAUUACAGAGGGCGAUAGUUGUAAUGAUCUACCGUACGAAGAAGAGACAAACAGUUGUCAUGAUAAUUGUGGAAGAAUAACCUUGGGUAGGUGUUCAUGUGAUUGGGAAUGUUAUAAUAAUAACAACUGCUGCCCAGACCUACGAAUCAAAUGUCCGUAUAUCGUUCCAAUUGAAAAUAUCACCAGAUUAUAUUUAACUAAUGCAACUACUGUCACAAAGACCACGGUGAUGACUACAGAGAAAAAUACAAUUUUAAAUGUAACCGUUAAGAAUAUAACGACUUCUAGCCCCGUAAUAACAACUCCCGGACGCAAUGAUACUUUGACAAUUGACAAAAUAACCACAGCAAGUACUAUUAAAACUUCGAACAUAACAUCUACAUAUUCACCAGUGUCUAUGACGAAUUUAACAAUGACUGUAUCAAUUCCAUUGACUACAACGUCCACCGAAGUUCCGAAAAGUUCUUUAUUUGUUAAUUCUACGAUAUCUCGUCCCAUCAACCCCAAUUCAGUGACUACUAGUCCUAAUGUGUCCAUGACUAUUCCAAAUAUAGUGGUGAACAUUCAAAGUAAUUCUUCAACAAUAAUCAAAACCCCUUCUAUGACGAUAAUCCCUAGUAUCUCUAGUUCAACAAUAAAACCUUUAACCGUAAACAAAACUUUUGCUACCGAACAAUUAAAUAUUACACCUACAGCAAUCACCAAAUCUUUAAUGAUAAAUACCACUAUUUCUAUGACUACGAUAUUACCUAAUAUUUCUAACUCAACUUCCAGACCAGAUAAACUUAAUCCUACUAUGAAGGUGAUUUUGAUUCCUACUAUAAUUACUAAAUCUGCAGUGGAAAAUACUCCUUUAACGACUUCAACGUCAGUUUAUUUGUCUAACUCAACCUUCAAACCACUUAUUACAUAUUCAACACUGUCUACCGUGAAACUAAUGAAUUCAUCUAGCACAAUCACUAAGAGUAUAACUGACAAUUCCCCAUCAACUACAGCAUUAAUUAAUAAUUCUACUAAGUUAUCAAUUAAACCAAGUAUACAAGACAGUGAUGAACAGUUGGUUAACAAAUCAAUUAAUACUCAACAAACGAAACAGAAUACCAUAAUUAACGAAAAUAAGACAAUGUUAAAUAAUUCAACCACUCGCGUACUACCGAGUAAUGUUAAAUAUUUAAACGACUCCAUUGUAAAUGAUAAAAAUAUGGUCGUUUUCGACAUCUCUGGUCUAAACCCUAACCUAAAACCAUUUGAAUACAAUCAAACUUCAAACUAUAAAGAUCCCCUCAAUAUAACAACCGAAUCUUAUAACCUUUCGGAUAUGAGGAAUACUAGUAUAUCCUUUAAAAAUGAAAAACAAACAAAAGUUUUAAAAGUUCAUCAGAUACCGGAAUUAAACAAUUAUCUUCAUAACCAAUCCACGAAAAACAUUGAUAAUCUGUUGGCAGAUUCCGUGAAAAAAGACGAAAAUGCAAAAUCUUCUUACACAUUUGAUACCGUUACUAUUAUUAAAUAUAUUGCUGCACUCGGUGUCGUACUUCUCACUUUCAAGUUCACUCUGUCCUUUAUAUUGUUGCGUCUCAAUAAACCUUCCAGUGAUGAAAUGGGCGAACACUUCGUUGAAACCGAUAAUGAAAGUUCUUGCAACAUGGAACUGACGAUUAAUCACAAUCAAUGA
Molecule: messenger RNA, 2547 nt
Organism: Macrosiphum euphorbiae (potato aphid)
Lineage: Eukaryota; Metazoa; Arthropoda; Insecta; Hemiptera; Aphididae
Source: the annotation of a GenBank genome assembly